AUGGAAAAACAAAGGCACUCCCGAUCGUUCACAAUCGCGGGCCAUGACUUUAGUCGAAUCGAUCCGGAAGCCCAAAGAAUAGGGAGGAAAAGAUCCCUCGUUCGGAGAGAGCGUUCGCUUAGAUACUCACGAGAGAUCUCCUUGUCCAGAUCUCGCUCCCAUAGAGCCAUUGGACACUUACGGAGAAAUCGUUCUGAGCCAGGCCCCAAAUUCCCCAGAUCCCAGUCAACUCGGAUCUUUAGGCGCCCGCGAAGCACUCAAGAUUCACAACCCAAUACCUCCAAAACCCCCCUGCUAUAUAUCCCACCAUUUUCCCAGAUUGCAGAUCCACCCUCAGAACCAGUCGAGCUGGAAAUGUUUUCCCAGCAGCCGUCAAAACAUACUAGUCCUGCUCUGCCCCCAGUGAAAAGACUGGAAUCAGACCCUCCAAUGUUCUCAUUCUGGAGACUUUAUUGCUACGCUAUAACAAUAUGGGCACCACCUCCUUUGCUUUCCUUAUUUGGAUUCAAAACAAAAGAGAGGCAGUACGCCUGGAGAGAGAAAAUGGCAUUGAUCUCGAUCAUUGUGUGCACGGGUGUAAUCAUCGCAUUUCUAACAUUUGGAUUCACAAGAACUACUUGCACGGGGAUCCGAAUGAGAUUGAAACCCUCAGAUAUAUCAACUGGUUACCUGGUGAUCAACGGACGAGCAUACUUGCUAGAUCACUCAUCACACCCUGCAGCUCCAGGAAUUGAAGCAGGAACAAACAUAUUGUAUCCUCCCGUCAACGCGGGAGGAAAAGAUGCGAGCUUCCUUUUUCAAAACGUCAACGGAAACUGCAAAGGAUUGAUUAACCCGCGUCCAAACUGUACUAUACCGCACACAGAUGAUGAAUUGGCUUGGUACAUGCCUUGCAAGAUGAUAAAUCUUGACGGAUCUUCUGUUCCAAAUUUCACCCAAUCGCACUAUAACGGUUACGCAUGUCACACAUCUGACAAAGCAAGAAAUACUUUCUACAGUUUAGAUAUCCAGGGUGACGUCUAUUUCACCUGGGAAUCUAUAACUGACGGUACUCGAAACUUGGUUGUCUACAAUGGAUAUGUGCUUGAUAUGGAUCUUUUGAACUGGCUCCAAAAAGAUGACCUGGAAUAUCCUGAAAUGUUUGACAAACUGCAACAUGACCCAGCCAUGAAAGGGCAUGAUCUUUCUUUACUUCUCACUGAGCCACAUGAACGUCAGGCCGCUAACUGCCUUGUUGAAAUCAUCAAGGUGGGUGUUGUUGAUGUGGACACAAUUGGAUGCAUUGCUGCUACCAUAGUUCUAUAUGUUUCCUUGGUGUUUGUCUUAUCUAUCGUCUUCAUCAAGUUCAUUGUUGCAUGCUACUUCAAGUGGUUCAUUGCCAGGAAACAAGGUGUUUCCUCAUCCAUUAUCAAAGAUUUUUCCCAGCUGGAAAGCUCUGACAAGGUCUGGGAAAACGAGCCUAAGUCAACUUCUCUGUCCAAUAGUGGCAAAAUAACCACUAACCAGCUGACCAGGAACCUGAAGGCCAGCGGUCUAAUGUUUCCAUGGGUUCACAACAAAUCUGCAAUUAUUGAGACGAACUUGCAGUCUGAGCUCCCUCCGGAUUACAAGCCAGAGUUUCUCACCAUGACAACAGAGGCUUUCCUUUUGAAAAAUAGGCAAAAGAGGAAUAACAGAGUACAAUCGAAGCAAUCACUACAAGAUCAGUUCAGCCCUGAGUCAGUUGAAAUUGCUAGUCCAUCGCAUGGGGCAGCUGAAGAUUGUGAUAUACAUACGCUUGGAUCUGAUCUGAUAUGUUCGGACGCAGUUCCUCAACCUCCUGUUAAUUGGGAGCCAUUCGGCUAUCCGCUUGUCCACACAAUGUGUUUAGUGACUUGUUACUCGGAGGACGAAGAUGGUAUCAGAACAACUCUUGACUCACUUGCUACCACGGAUUAUCCGAACUCUCAUAAGCUCGUUGUGGUGAUCUGUGAUGGCAUAAUCACCGGAGCAGGUAACAAGAAGUCAACACCUGAUAUUUGUCUCGAACUAAUGACCGAUUUCGUUGUCCCAAAAGAAGACGUUGUGCCAUAUUCCUACGUUUCCGUGGCACAAGGAUCAAAACGGCAUAACAUGGCAAAAGUCUAUUCCGGAUUCUACAAAUAUAGCUCCUCCACUGUUCCACCAGAGAAGCAACAGAAAACUCCAGUCUUGCUUGUCGUCAAGUGCGGAACACCGUCAGAAUCUAAUGAUCCGAAGCCUGGAAACAGAGGUAAAAGAGACUCGCAAAUCAUUUUGAUGUCCUUCUUGCAGAAAGUGACUUUCAAUGAUCGAAUGACUGAGUUAGAAUUUGAAAUGAUGCGUGCCAUUUGGCAAGUCACUGGACUGAUGGCAUCGUAUUAUGAAGUUGUUCUUAUGGUUGACGCAGACACUUUGGUUUAUGCGGACUCUCUGACACACAUGAAUGCAGAAAUGGUCAGAAACCCCGAUGUCAUGGGUCUUUGUGGAGAAACUCGAAUAUCGAAUAAGGCACAAUCGUGGGUCACAGCUAUCCAAGUGUUUGAGUACUACAUUUCGCAUCACCAAUCCAAGGCCUUUGAGUCCGUUUUCGGUACUGUUACGUGUCUUCCUGGUUGCUUCUGCAUGUACAGAAUCAAAACACCCAAAGACCUCAACGUCUGGGUCCCAAUCUUGGCCAAUUCAGACAUUGUGGAAAAGUAUUCGGAGAAUGUGCUCGACAGUUUGCACAAGAAGAACCUUCUGUUGCUUGGUGAAGAUAGAUACCUCUCAUCGUUAAUGCUUCGAACAUUCCCCCGUCGGAAACAAGUGUUUGUUGCCAAGGCAGCUUGCAAGACUGUGGUUCCUGAUAAAUUUGCCGUGCUCUUGUCCCAGAGAAGAAGAUGGAUCAAUUCCACAGUGCACAAUUUAAUGGAGCUGGUUCUAGUGAAAGACUUGUGUGGAACAUUCUGUUUCUCAAUGAACUUCAUCAUUGCGGUUGAAUUGGUGGGAACGCUGGUUUUGCCGGCAUCGAUCACAUUUACCCUGUACAUUAUUGUGAUAGCCAUGGUGUCAAAGCCAACGCCGGUGAUGUCGCUGAUUCUGAUGGCGAUCAUAUUCGGUUUACCAGGACUUCUCAUAAUAGUGACGAUUUCAGACCUGACAUAUGUUUUAUGGAUGUUUGUCUAUUUCCUGUCGCUGCCUGUUUGGAACUUUGUGCUCCCAGCGUAUGCAUUUUGGAAGUUUGAUGAUUUCAGCUGGGGGGAUACUAGAAAGCUUCAAGGAGGAGACAAGGGCUCGCACGAUAACAAAAGUGGUGAAUUCGAUGGAUCAUCGAUUGUACAAAUGACAUGGCGUGAGUUCGAAAGAGUGAGACUGGGGCUCCAAGCGAAACAUACCAUUCCGACAAUAUAUAACGCUGUGAAUCUGCAGGACAGUUUCACAGCUCUGAGCCCGCCAAACAACGGAUUUCAGGAUAGUUCCUUGUUGGAGCUGAGCGGCAGUCCGCGUGAUGCAACGACACAAACAACGCAAACCAACGCAUCGUACACCACCGCACCUUCAACCUGA
Ogataea philodendri is the source of this 3546-nucleotide messenger RNA. RefSeq lists its product as uncharacterized. Gene Ontology annotation, cellular component: cell septum; cell periphery. The coding region runs from base 1 to 3546 and encodes 1181 amino acids. The transcript has a single exon. NCBI's taxonomy places the organism in Eukaryota, Fungi, Ascomycota, Pichiomycetes, Pichiales, Pichiaceae. Gene Ontology annotation, molecular function: chitin synthase activity. The record is from RefSeq and is a predicted model, not a curated record.